Stegodyphus dumicola is the source of this 942-nucleotide messenger RNA. RefSeq lists its product as uncharacterized. Lineage: Eukaryota; Metazoa; Arthropoda; Arachnida; Araneae; Eresidae. The record is from RefSeq and is a predicted model, not a curated record.
AUGAAGAAAAACCCCAAAAAUACCAGACACAUUCCAGCCUUCAAACUCCAUAACCUCCACUGCAACUUCAACCAACCUCCUCCUAACACCAAUAUAACAGCUUUCACAGAUGGAUCCAAAAUUGACAAUAAAGUGGGCUGUGCAGCAACAAUCUGCAUCAACACCAGUACACCUCAAUCAGCCUCAGCACAAGUUCACUCGGAAUGGCAGGGGCACCUGAGAUCAAAUAACAGUGUCUACCAGGCCGAAUUAACCGCUAUUCGCCUCGCCAUCAACCACCUGCUACGAGACCCAACGGACACCAUUCAUAUCGUGACAGACAGUCAGUCAUCUAUACAAGUUGUUCAAAGCUUCUACACCAACUCACUAAUAGCACAGGACAUCCAGAAGACCAUAAGGACAAGUAAUAAGCAGUUCAUUCUGUCAUGGACCAGAGGCCAUAAUAAUUGCGAAGGUAAUGAGAGAGCGGACUUGCUUGCAAAACAGGCAGCACUUGAUCAAGUCGGUGACGGUAUAAACAUCCCCUGGCCACAAUCGGCAUUAAAAUCAAAGCUCAGACAACUUGCAACUGAGACAUGGCAGCAAGACUGGGAAAAUGGUACAACAGGACGACGUACCUGCAGCUUUAUACCGAAGACAGACGAUACACGCACAGUAUCCAACUAUUUCUUGACACAAUAUAUCUCAGGUCAUGGCCCUUUCCCUACAUAUUUCUUGGAAAGAAAUUUUACUUCAACUGAUUUGUGCGUAUGUGGGGAAAGAGGCGACCCUGACCAUUAUAUCUUUCAUUGCCCAUUAACCGCCAACCUACACGUCAAACACCCUACUCAAGUGGGAAUGGAAUUUAAGAGAUUCCUAAUCAACCAUCAACACACCUACAAAAACAUUAAACUAAUCAUAGACAAGCUACAACAACAAGGUAAAGAACUAUGCCACUCAUAA